Folsomia candida is the source of this 443-nucleotide messenger RNA. RefSeq lists its product as uncharacterized. Lineage: Eukaryota; Metazoa; Arthropoda; Collembola; Entomobryomorpha; Isotomidae. The transcript is spliced from 2 exons. Bases 19 to 423 code for a protein of 134 amino acids. The record is from RefSeq and is a predicted model, not a curated record.
ACCUGCAUCGUCAUCGAUAUGGCACAUAGUGUCAUGCGCAUUAUAUUUUCGGCCUACUUUCUUGCCACAAGUGUAACGUUGUCGUACCAAAAUUUUAGGGGGAUUGUUUCUGACGCUUUUAUUGUAGCCGGCUACUUCUACUUGGUCUUCAUGAUAUGUCGGAAGGGGUCAAAACUUGAAAGUUGGAGUGGCUACUUCGUCCAGAAUUGUGGUAGGUGUGAUUAUCCAGAAGGGGAGAAGUUUUUCGGAAACGAUCGCCUCUUCCUCAUCAAUUCGAGGAACGUUAAGAUGAAACGGAUUUGGAUAGCGACGGACUACUUUAGAGUAAAUCUUGGCCUUAUUGCGCCGAUUAUUGGAACCGUGACGACAAACUUGAUUGUUCUGAUGCAGUUUCAAAAUAGCGACAAAUCGACUGCAUGCUAGGAAUUAGAAGGAUCUGAUUG